AUGCCACAAAGCCCACCAACUUCAUUCACAACAUCACCUCACAUCUCAAACUUCCUCAUAUCCCCCGCAGAAUUCCUCGCAAAGAGACCAGACAUCCACAACAUCAUCAGCGGCGCCGUCGUCUUCCGCUCCACCCCAGACAACCACCACCAAAUCCUCCUCCUCAAACGAGCCCCCUCGGACUCCUUCCCCCUGAAAUGGGAAACACCCGGCGGCACCGCGGACCCGGUCGUCGACCGGAGCAUAGCCGGCGUCGCGGUCCGCGAGCUGUGGGAGGAGACGCAGCUGCGGGCGCGGGGAGUGUCCGGGGCGGUGGGGCUGGGUCUCCCGGACGGGGUGGCUAAUCUCGUUUCCCUGGGCGAGGUCACUGAUGCGAGGAUGGAUCAGGAGUACGAUCUGUGCUUGCUGCGUCUGGGGGACUUGACGUGGGGUAUUGGGACUUUCGUCGUUGAUGUCGAGGACGCGGCGGCGGAGGUUGUGUUGAGGGAUGAUGAGCAUGUGGAUUGGGCUUGGGUCUGUGAGGAGGAGGUGGAGGGGAGGGAGUUCUGUGAUGGGAGGAAGUUGGAGUUUGUUAGUGAGGCUAUGAGGAUGAUUGUGUUGGAGGCGUUCAAGGUGAAGCGGAAAGGCCUUUCGUGA
Molecule: messenger RNA, 636 nt
Organism: Colletotrichum karsti
Lineage: Eukaryota; Fungi; Ascomycota; Sordariomycetes; Glomerellales; Glomerellaceae
Exons: 1
Coding region: 1-636 (211 amino acids)
Source: RefSeq, a predicted model, not a curated record